Polistes dominula (European paper wasp) is the source of this 1205-nucleotide messenger RNA. RefSeq lists its product as uncharacterized. The record is from RefSeq and is a predicted model, not a curated record. NCBI's taxonomy places the organism in Eukaryota, Metazoa, Arthropoda, Insecta, Hymenoptera, Vespidae.
CAAGAAAUAAACAAUGGAAUAUUUGUGAUCGAUUCGAUAAUUUUUCUUACGGCAAAAUGGCUCCCGUAUCGAUAAAAGGUACUAGAAAGACGUAUAGUUUUGAGGAACGAAAAAUCUUAAUAAGUUUGAUUAACAAAUACGAAGAUAUAGAGGAUAGAAAAUCGGAUCCGAUAUCGAUGAGUAAAAGAAAAUCGGCUUGGUCAUUAUUAGUUGAAGAAUAUAAUUCGAUAGUUGGUCCACAAAGUGCACGUUCGGCUGUACAAUUAAGACGUUGUUGGGAAAAUAUGAAAGCUUGUAAAAGAAAUCGCGAGGAGAAAAAAACCCGAAACAAUUCAAAAAGUUCGAGUCAAUUGUCAAAGGAUUUCAAUCAAUCGUCGAUUUCUUCUUGGGAAAACGGAAAUAUCUACGAAAAUCAUAAACCGGAAGUAACACCGGCUAACGGAAAUGGCUGCUUACCGCCUAACGUAGUCUUUGAACCAAAAGAUUCGGAACCUUUUACUUUGCAAAGUGUAAGUGCGACGAAACCUACGAAUAUUUGCUUGAAAAAGGAACCUGAAACAAGUGGCAACGAGUCUAAUGCAGAUAAUACAUUGAACAAUAUUUCUGAUAUUCAAGAUACAAUUAUUAAUAAACAAACGAUUAGUAUGAUUCAAUCGCAAGGAAUAAUGUCAAAUGACAAUCAUCAGGAAUUAAAUAAUCUAUCGAUCAUGGAUCAUAGAUCAAUGGACGAAGAAGAAUCGAUUGAACCUAAUCACUUAGCUUAUAAACCUGAUAGAACUCAAGCCUUUGUUUUAUCAUCUCCUUCAGGAGUAAACGAUUCGCAUGUUAAUCAUAAAACAAAAGUAUUGCAAAAAGAAGACGAAUUGCAACUUCUUGCAUUAUCAGAAGCUCAGAUUAAGGUUGACGUAGCAGCUAUGUUAAAAGAGGAAGCUAGAAUCAAACUGGAGGAGGCUGUUUAUCGUAAAGAAGAGGCUAGACUCAGAGUACUUUUCUUUACUUACAAGCUUGAGAGGAUAAAAGAGGAUUGAGGAGAUAUCAGAAACGUCUUUUAAAGGUCUUUCUUAUUUCUAAAUUUCAUUCUUUCGUUCGUUAUUUUGUUCCAUUUUUUGUUAAAUAAUAUAGUUAUCGGUUGAUUAUAUUUUAUGUAAUAUUUAUCCAUUUAAUACAGUUAUGAAUGCGAUUGUAUUAAUAAUUAUUAAUAUAUG